AUGGCCACUAGUACCACCACCACCGCAGCGAACCAUGCUGCGAAUAAUGGCGCGCCAGCAGCGGGCCGUGACCACGUUGUCAUCUUCCCCUUCAUGGCGAAAGGCCACACGCUCCCGCUGCUGCACUUCGCCACGGCCCUCUCGGCGCACCACAAGAGCCUGAGCGUCACCCUAGUCACCACCCCGGCGAACCGCGCGUUCGCCGCCAGCCGCCUGCCCUCGUCGGUGCGCCUCGUCGAGCUCCCGUUCCCGUCGCUGCCGCCGCUGCCAGCCGGCGUCGAGUCCACCGACGCCCUCCCGUCCAUGUCCCUGUUCCCGUCGUUCCUGCGUGCCACGGCGCGCCUACGGGAGCCCUUCUCCAAGUUCCUCACGUCGCUCCCGUCCCCGCCGCUGGCGCUCGUCUCCGACUUCUUCCUCGGAUUCACGCACCACGUCGCGGCGGACGCCGGCGUCCGCCGCGUCGUGUUCCACGGUAUGUCCUGCUUCUCCAUGGCCAUCUGCAAGGCACUCAUCACCCGCCCACCGGCGGCGGCCAGUAGAGGCGUCGACCUCAGCGCUCCGUUCCACGUGCACGGCAUGCCGGAGCACGUGGCGAUCACGGCGGAUGAGAUCCCCGACGCUGUGGUGAAGUUUGCGGACUUGGAGGACCCCGUGACCCGCUUCUUCAUCGACGAAAUCGGCUACUCGGACGUGCUCAGCUGGGGCGUCCUGGUCAACAGCGUCGCCGCGCUGGACGAGGACUAUGUUGCGCCACUCGAGUCAUUCUACCUGCAGCCUGGCGCCCGCGCGUGGCUCGCGGGCCCGCUGUUCCUCGCGGCCGGCGACAUGUCGGAGUCGGAGCUCGAGGAAGAGGAAGAAGACCCCGAGGGCUGCCUUGCCUGGCUCGACGAGAGGGCGGGACGACAGGCGGGAUCGGUGGUCUACGUUUCGUUCGGCACGCAGACCCACAUCUCCGACGGGCAGCUCGACGAGAUAGCCGCCGGGCUGGUGCAGUCCGGCCACCCUUUCCUCUGGGUGGUGAGGUCCGACACGUGGUCACCGCCGGUGGACAUGGGGCCCCACGGCAUGAUCGUCCGUGGAUGGGUACCGCAGACAAGCAUCCUGGGCCACAAGGCAGUGGGCGGCUUCGUGAGCCACUGCGGGUGGAACUCGGUCAUGGAGAGCCUCGCGGCCGGGAAGCCCAUCCUGGCGUGGCCGAUGAUAGCCGAGCAGCACCUGAACGCGAGGCAUGUGGCGGACAUCGUCGGCGCCGGCAUUAAGAUUCGAACAAAGCCCCGCGGCACGGCGGCAGUCGACGUCGUCAUCGGGAGGGCGGAGGUUGAGGAGAAGGUCCGGAGGCUGAUGGACGUGGACAGCGAGGCCGGUAAGAAGAUUAGGGCGAGGGCUACAUGGGCGCAGCAAGCGGCGAAGUCGGCAGUGAGCGAAGGAGGUGCUUCACGCGUCGCGUUGCAGGAGCUAGUGGACGAGCUUCAACGGACCUACCGUGGCAUCGUUGAGUAA
Messenger RNA from Miscanthus lutarioriparius, 1500 nucleotides. The record is from the annotation of a GenBank genome assembly. NCBI's taxonomy places the organism in Eukaryota, Viridiplantae, Streptophyta, Magnoliopsida, Poales, Poaceae.